AUGGGAAGCUUUACAACGUUCAGGUCUUACUUCGUUGGCUUGUUUUGCGAGACGAUCCUAUAUGGUGAGCACACUCACAUGCUCGCAUGUUCCACAUCAUCGAUCUUCGAAACAGGCAUGCACACUGUUCUGGCAGUCUGGACGAUGUCCCUCUUGCUACGACUGUCUGCAGGUGGUGAACGUGCGCACUUCAGAUGUAUCAGAGACCGGUUCCUACCACUGACGGUUUCCCCACCUCCACAGUGUAUACUCGGAGACGCUAUCGUUUGCUGGAGGACCUGGGUGUUGUACGGCCGAGAUUGGCGCGUCCUCAUCUUCCCCGUUUCAUGCAUCGUCGGGAGCAUUGUCUCUGCGUUUGGGCUCUGCGUAUUGAUAGCCAAGUCGGGGUCGGGCGAGCAGUUCUACACCGGAAGCACGGUUCCGUGGUUCUUGGUCUUUGGAGUGUGCACGUUCAUCCCGAACUUCUACUCGGUAUUGAACCUAAAUUCCUCGCGCCAUCGUCGUAGAGAUCUGAGAAAAGCCAACGUCCAAAUACUCGGGAGUUCCAAAUCUUGGAGCGCACUCCUGAUCAUCGUCGAGUCUGGUGCAGUGUACUGCAUCUCUCUGGCAAUCGGGUUUAAUUUCCCCACGAGCUGUGCUGACGGGCGGUUCGACCAGAUCAUCGUCGUCAUACUGUUCCUUCUCGAUCACAAUGGCAUGUAUAUCAUGGUCAAAAUGCUUACCCUUAUAACGGGAAUAUAUCCGACUGUGAUUAUUGUUCUCGUCUGUCUCAAAAUGACCGUGUACGACAACGUGACACGCGUGGAGACGCUUCCCUCAUUGCGUGUCCUCACGGAUGGCGACGCGAACUCGGUCCGGGGUACGGGUGCACUGCGCAACUUGAACUCAAGCCCGACGUUCAACUACCGCACACCGAGCAGCGGCGGCCGAAAACCAGUGAUAUUGAACUAG
Epithele typhae is the source of this 951-nucleotide messenger RNA. RefSeq lists its product as uncharacterized. The coding region runs from base 1 to 951 and encodes 316 amino acids. The record is from RefSeq and is a predicted model, not a curated record. The transcript has 5 exons. NCBI's taxonomy places the organism in Eukaryota, Fungi, Basidiomycota, Agaricomycetes, Polyporales, Epitheliaceae.